CGCUGUGCGCGAUGUCGAAGUACGGGAACAUUUUCAAUUUAAUGACCUGAUUGGCCAUAUCCAGGAAUGCUUCGGGAUCCAUUUUGAUUGAUUUCCACACAAUUUACGGUACACCAAAGCUUUGUCGGCCACGAGGAGUGUGUCUUUCAAUGUUCGACAAUAUUCGAUUUUAAAACGCUGACUCAGGCGCCCGCGAACGACGCUAGCUAUGCGCCGUCUGCUAGACUCGGUCGUCUGCUAGUUAUGGAACCCGGCCCACCUACCAUUAUAAUACCACCGACGAGGGAUAGGAAAAAAAACCUUAUCGUCUGUAGUCGAAUUUUGAUGCCUCUUUAAAACUCUUACCUACAGAUGGCAGUAAAUGAUUGUAUUAGUACGUCCCGUUCAUGUUCGCUUUUCGUUACGAAAUAAUUUGAAAUUAAAUCACGUUAACGUUGCACACGGAAUAGAAUACGUUAGAAUACGAAUACAUCCAGUGAUAUCUCAAAGAUUAAAAUCGAUUGGUAAUAAUGAUCGACGAUAGUAGCCGGGAAUUAUGUAAAGGAAAGGAAAGACCGAAAUAACUGCCAAGUAAUUACAAUUUUCAAAUGAGAAAUAGAAACAGCAAUAGGUGGCUCAUCAAACUUGUUUCGCAUGUCUCGUUUAUCAGAUUAAUCUUCAUAAAUUAAUCUCUGCAGUGGUUCAUUGUUAUUUGUAAUCUUCACAGUCACAAACAAUACUUUUAUCGAAAGUACGAUAAAAACGUAAAUAAAAAAACGACGUUGUUGACUUAUUUGAUUCAUUAUUUGAUUUGUGAAUUGUUGUCAAACACAAACAAUGAGAGACGGUAUAAGAUUUCGACAACAUGUGUCAAAGAGAGCUUCUGGUGAUAUUUUGUACGAGGAUAAAGCCUCUUUGAAAAGGAAGGAAGUAUUACCAAAUGAAAGUCAACACUUAUUUUUUCUUUUCACUUUCUUUCUUUUGAUAUCGAUCGCUAUAAUCGCUUUCGAGAAGAAGUUACCUGAACCGAUAACAUUAACUAAGGAAGGAUUAUAUCCUGGAAGGUUUAUUGCAGAAAGAGCACGUAAUCAUCUUGUAAAUCUUACAUCCAUUGGUCCUCGAAUUGUUGGAAGUUAUGAAAAUGAAGUGUUGGCAAUUAAAUAUUUAACAAAUAUUAUCAAUAAUAUAGUUAAGGAUGCUAGUGAAAAUCACAAGAUUCUAGUUAAUGUAACCAAACAUAGUGGAGCUUUCCCUUUGAAGUUCCUUGAUGGAAUGACAAAUGUAUAUAAAAAUGUACAAAAUAUCAUUGUUAAAAUUGGUCCACAUAUGCCUAUGCAUAGUAGCGUGCUAUUAAAUUGUCAUUUUGAUACUUUCCCUGAUAGCCCUGGUGGAUCUGAUGAUGGAGCUGGUUGUGCUGUGAUGUUAGAAAUUUUACGUGUGAUUGCUCAUAGUUCAAAAUUACUAAAGCAUAAUAUUAUAUUUCUAUUUAAUGGCGCUGAAGAAAAUUUAAUGCAGGCUUCUCAUGGUUUUAUAACGCAACAUGCCUGGGCCAAGGAAAUACGUGCUUUCAUAAAUUUAGAAGCCUGUGGUGCAGGUGGUCGUGAAUUAUUAUUUCAGGCUGGUCCUGACAGUUCUUGGUUGCUUCAAGUAUACUCUAAGUCUGUUCCAUAUCCAUAUGCUUCAUCCUUAGCACAAGAAAUAUUCGAAAGUGGUAUUGUACCUGGUGACACCGAUUUUCGGAUAUUUAGAGAUUUUGGGAACGUUUCUGGUCUCGAUUUUGCUUGGUCAACCAACGGUUACGUGUACCAUACAAAAUUCGAUAACAUAGAUCAAAUACCCUUAGGAUCUUUACAGAGAACGGGAGACAAUAUUCUCGCUUUACUACAAGGAAUAGUAUUAGAUAGCAAUUUAUCUGAAGCAAUUCAAAAUAACCCAGGGAAUCUUGUGUUCUUCGAUUUCUUAGGCGCAUUUGUCAUUAGAUGGCCACAAUAUAUGGCUAGUACAAUUAAUGUUGUUAGCAUAAUUGUUGGUGUAUGUUCUAUAUAUUUAAAUGCACAUAGUGCACGAAGAGAUGUAAAGAAGUCGACAUAUGUAAAGCACAUAUUACUUUGUAUUGGAGCAAUAAUUGUUUCAUGGCUGCUGUCUAUAAUUUCAUGUACAAUGAUUGCACUUGUUCUUACCAAACUCGGUAAAGUUAUGAGUUGGUAUGGAAGACCGGCUUGGUUGUUUUUCUUAUAUGUGUGCCCAACCAUUUUUGUAUCAAUGAUGUUUUUCUUGUUCGUUGGAUUGCGGCAAAAGAAGGAAGUUAAAUCUGCGUGGAUUUUGUUCCAAGUGUAUUCUGAUGCAUAUUCUAUUAUAUGGAUGCUGAUUCUUUUUUGCUGUGUUGUAUUUGAGAUACGGUCCGGUUUUAUUCCGCUACAUUGGGUUGUAUUUCCAACACUUGGAAAUUUAUUGCGAUAUAAUUUCUUUAACAAAUGGAGAGGAUGGAAGUGGCUCUUCUAUUAUUUAACUACAAUGUGCAUACCUUACAUGCAAUCAUUUUAUUUAGUGAUUGGAGCUCUUUAUUUAUUCAUUCCUAUAAUGGGACGGUCUGGUGGCAACAUAAAUUCAGAAGUUGUCAUGGCUAACACAUUGUCUAUACUCUUUUGUCUGCUACUUAGUUUCUCGUUACCGGUAGUUCUUUUGAUUAAAAACGCAAAGCAAUUUCUAUAUAUAUUAAUUGAAAUAUUUUUGAUAAGUAUUGGAGCAUUAUUUUUAACUCGGUUUGGUUUCCCGUACAGUGGUAAUCUAUCGUCAUUGGCACCAGAACGUUUCAUGAUUGCGCAUGCACAAAGACAAUAUUAUGAUGUUAACGGUAACUUACGGCAUUCGGGAACUGGCUAUUGGAUAGCUGAUUUAGACAUGAAUAGUCCACACAGCGUUGAAGCUAUGGUGCCUGAAAUAACUGCAGCAACAUCCACUAUGAAAGAUUGUGAACAUGAAUUAUAUUGCGGCCUACCAUAUUUUAUGCCAGUUACGACUUUCUUAUCAAAAACAAGUUGGAUUCCAGGACCUGCACCUCUCGUCAACAUUCCUACAAAGCUAGACCUUGUUUCAAAAUCUAUAAAACAAAAUAUUGUCACCUUUACGUUUAAUGUUACAGGUCCUGAUCACAUAAGCAUAAUUUUAUCUCCAUAUAAAGGUGUCCAUCUGGAAAGAUGGUCUAUUUUAGAAGGAAAUCCAUUACAAGGACCCAAAUGGAAUGAUAGAGAAACGUAUUUUGUUUAUUAUUCUUGUGCAUCUGAUUGUAUUCCGUAUACAUUCUCCAUUGAAUUAAAUGUUCCCUUUGCACAAAAGACACCGUGUUUAUCUGUAGCAUUAGGUGGCCAUUUUCUUCACGGUAAGCAUCAAAAGUCUCUAAGAUUUAAACGGUUUUUGGCUCAGUUUCCAUCGUGGACCGUUGUUACUCCAUGGACAGCAACAUACACUUCAUGGCAAUUCUAACAAAACAUCGAAUAGAUAUCCCAUUAUUAAACACAGUUGCAUAAACUAUAGUCAGUGAGAGCCUAACGAAGACGGCACUGUAUAUUAGAAUAGUUCUCAAUACGAUUCAAAGACAUAUACCUAACAAUGCAAUUUAUAAGCUUAAGAUUUAGAAGAAUAUUAUAUUAAAUACAUGCUAACUUCGUGCAAACGCGGUUCAGCAGGACACAUCGAUCAACAUAAAGGAAACAAUUUAAAGAAUGAAACAUUCGUCAUUCUAUUUAUACAAAAUUUUUUACUAGUACAUUACCGAGGUAGUUCUAAGACGCUGAUUUCGCUGAAAACAGCGCAAAAGUACCACUGAUCUUAUCACAUUGACACUUCACUAAUUACAGUUACCUAUUGUAGAGAAAUAUGACGAUGGUAGCAUAUCAAUUGUAUGCCUUAGAAUAAUUACAGCUACAUUUAUUUUUUAAAUGCUAGAAAUUUAACAUUAUUACAUACGAAAAGGUCUAUAAUAAUCGAUAGAAAUUUAUAAAUACUUUACAUGUCGCUAAGGUUUCGCGGUAUUAUCACGGUUAUCGUUUUAUUUUGUAUUCUGUAUAUUGAAGGAUAACUCGUGAAGAGUCAUUUUUAUUUAAUGAGUAGGAAAGUGAUAAAAGAUAAGAACUGUAAAAGCACAAAAGAUGGUCUAUUCGUCUGCAAGAGGAUUCUUCUUAAUUUAAUUUAACGCCAAUUAUCUGUUAUUAAAUCGCGCAGUUGUCGCCCACGUUUUGUAUAAAUGAAAUACGUUUGUCAUUUUUUUCUGUACAGUUUAAAUCGUUAAAGAAUUCUUAGUUACCUGACUAAGUUAAAUUAUAAAAUUCAAAGACGAUUUUAUUUAAUAUUCUGGUCUGUCUUCUCGUAUGGCUGUUACUAUGAAGAGACUGAAUUUGUUUUAAACUUUGUCUUUACCUAGGUUGUUUACACGUGACACCGGUGAACAUAUACAAUUGUCCCACUGCUUCGUUAAAUAAUUGUGUACGGUUUUGUUCUCAUAUACGAAUGAAGGCCACUGUACCCUUUUAAACAAAUAUCUCCGACGACAGAGCAGUUGAAGCAUUUAUUGAAAUAAUUACGCGUUUAAAAUCUAAUUAUAAGACAUUUUUGCCAAUAUUGAUAGCCAAUUUUGUAGUUAUAAGUAAAUCCGAGGUAUUUAUAGAAAUUGACACUUUUACACGUGUAAAAGGAAAAUAUAUUUAAGACGGUUAAUAGCGUAUGUUCUGCUGUCGAGAGAAUUUAAUUUUGUACGCUAGAAUUUAACAGAUCUCAUUUGAAAUUCAAUUCAAGAUCGUAUCAGCGGAUAAUUUGAAGUGUCGAUAUUUCAUUGGUGCACUCAUUUUUGCCUAAUUUAUUCGUAAUUAUUUUAUUAAUUGAAUUCUUCUGCGACAAUGCCAAACCAUGCUGAUAAAGCAAGUUCAUUGCACAAUUUAUAAUCGUUCUACUUAACAAUGGUGCACUAUGUUAAAUAAUAGUAUUUGUUAUGGUGUUCUGAUUUUAUAGUUACAGGGAUGUAUUUACAAUGGCUGAAAAAUGUCAUUGUGUUAUAUUUUAUUCCAUGUAAGAAGACUUUUGUUAUUAGUUGUUACCUUAGAUACCAAACAUUAUCGGUCGCAAGCUUACUUUUGUUCACCUAAAAUAAUUGUAAUCGAUUAACUGAUGAUUUUGUUGCCCCUGUGUUUGUUGUUUUUGUGAGUUUAUUAAUAUUUUAGUAUUCAUACUAUCCCGAUUCCUUUUACAGUUUACAUUAUUGUACAUUAUACGUAUGCUAUUGUAAUUUGUAGAUUGUUAAACAAGCAAACACAAGUGAAAAAUAA
Messenger RNA from Nomia melanderi (Alkali bee), 5297 nucleotides. Its product is annotated as endoplasmic reticulum metallopeptidase 1. Lineage: Eukaryota; Metazoa; Arthropoda; Insecta; Hymenoptera; Halictidae. Gene Ontology annotation, biological process: proteolysis. Gene Ontology annotation, molecular function: metalloexopeptidase activity. The record is from RefSeq and is a predicted model, not a curated record.